UUGUGAGACAAGUGUGGGUCCUGAUCUAGCUGGUGCUAAAAUAUGUUUACCUCUGAAAGCAGUAACUUUCAUUUGUAUUAUACAUUUGUUUUAUUUAGAGAUAGCUCUCAGUUUGUGAAAAUGGCAGCUGGUUGUAAAACAUCAUGCGCUUAACCUUUAUUGGCCACUGGCUCUUAAUAGUGCAUCAUUACUGAAGUUUCUAUUCUGAAAUAAUGAAUAUCGGUUCAGGAUUUGGAUAAUGGACAAUUACUGCAAGCUUUUGUAUGUUUUGUCUUUUUUUUCUUUGCUUAGAUUAUUUUUCUUUAUAUGUCUGAUAUGUCAAAUCUCAUGUGUCAUUAAAACUAAAGCAUAAACAUUGGAAAAACAGUAUAAUCUGCCGUAUCAGAUUGUGAAGAGUUCAAGGAAUCCAGUUACUGUAAUACCUAUAUUCUUUUCUUGAAUAGGACAGAACUGAUAAUUUUUUGUAAGAUUUAAAUAUUUGUCAAUCAAGGAACAAAUUGUAGUAUGAUAUGCUAGAAUUAGGAACCACACAUUUUAAAUUUAAAGGUUAUGCUAAUUUAGCCUAAGAUUUUACAGCAUGCAAAAUAAAAGGUUUGUGAUUCAUUUCUAUUUCCAAAAUUAAAUACAUUUUGCUGAAGAUCGUAUUUACAUGACCAAGUAAUGAUGAUCAAAAUGGAGUUCAGGAAUGACAUAAAUUAAAAAAGGGCAGCUAAUUUAAUUUUAUCCACAUACAUGUUUUAAAGUAUAGCUGCUCAGAAACAGCUAUACUUUAAAACUCUCUUACUUCACUUUGUAAGGAGAGUAUAAUGGCGGAAAAAUAUAAAUUAGCUGAAGGAUCAAGUCAUCAGUGAAGAUAAACAUCUCAGGUAGGUCAGAGGUUUGAAAUAGGGAAAUCCGUUCUCAUACUAAUGUUCCACUUACAAGGCACUAUCAAAAGAAUUGCUGUUUUUUUUUUUUUUUUCAUGUGUUUGAUCUUAUCAAAUAUAACUGGCCCCAAAACCUAUCAGUGGGAGUUCAGACUGAGUGGAGUUAUCAUGACAAAGGCUUGAGAAGGCGAACCCAGGUGAGGCAGAAGAACCAAAAGAAGAUAAUCAGAGCAUUUGUUAAAGCAACAGCCAAAGGGCAUGCAGGCAUAAAUUAGCAAUCCAGCAAACGCCGACUGAAAACCGUCGAGCUAAUAGUUCAUGGUCUCAUGACGAACAUGCAGUCACACCUCCUGUGAGAUUCUUAUCUAACUGGAAUUACUCCAUGCCUUUUUCUUCUGGAUAUUUCAGUCACAUUACUGGAUGCUGUGAUAACAGAGAAGUGGGUUUUCUGCCUCUUCACACAAAUAAGCAAACUUGGUGCAUUUGUAUUUGUUGAGCCAAGACAAAUUUAGUGUCUUGUGAGGAUUAUUGUUUGGCUUCUGAUAAAGUAUAAGGCAACAGGAACACCGUGCUUUUCAGAUACAAGCAGAACUAUCAGAAAGAUCUACAGAAAACUGGAGAAUGCUGUAUCAAUUUGGACUUAAAAGAGAAAUAACACAAUUCGCAGAAAAUAAUGUAGCAUGUGUAAAAUAAAAAGUUACAUUAACUGCUGGAUAUCUGUGUCGCAGAGCUCAAAAGAAACUUAUAUUUUCACCUGUUCCUGUAAAGCUGCUCUCAUGAGGAUAGCAUUAAGGGCAAAAGACUUGACAAUAGAAAGCUGACUAUGUCAGGUCAUGCAAAACCUAUUAAUGUUUUAAUAGAGAUUAAAAUAUUUAAACUAAGUACACAAUUGACAUUAAACAUGUCCUUAUGACCGCCAUAUCUUGUGUCUUACCAAUUUUGUUCAAACAUCAUUAAUUCCUUUUCCCUGAAAAAAUCAACAGCUCCUAAUUUCUGGUCAGUUUUAGAUAAAGCAUAAAAUCCCCCAAUCCCUCCCACUGGAAACACAGAAUUAAUUACUUUACAUGCACAUAUAAAUUCGGCCACAAGAGGGCACUUUUCUUUCUAUCAGUGUUUUUAUUGUUUUAUUGCAGCUUUUAUCAUCUUAUUUUUAAUUUAUUUCAAAUGUUGUACUAAUAACUUUUUUAUUCUAUCAAUCUGAAUUUGUAAAGUUGAAAAGUGUAACAAAUACUCAGAGCAUGCAUCCACUAAUUCAACAUAACAUUAUUAAAAAGUAAUCUAAUCUAAACCUAGAAAGAAAAAUAUCUAACCUGGAAGUAAUUCAGUAAAUUACCUGCAUGUACGCAGUGUAAUUUGGUUAAAAUGGAAUCUGGUCUGUGCUGGGAAUUAAUUUCUAGAAUUAUAUUUCAAACUCUCUGCAUUGCAAGAUGCUCUUUCUCAUGGUUGUCAAAAAAUGAUUUGUUUUUAAAGCUUAUGGAAAUGGAAUACACCAUUUUUUCCAUUACAUACUCUGUGUAUUUAGGAAGGAGGGGGCUUUUGCAAUGCUAUGCAGAAGAAUGCACUCCUGAACUUUAUCUCCAUUUUGUUGGCAUUUUAUGCCAACACAAACCCAUGAAGUUUUAAAUAAUGUUCUUAAUUAUCAUGUGUAUGUAUGCUGUGCAUGUAAAGUCUGCCUCAUAAUCUCAAACAUCUAAAGAAACUUCAUUCCAACCAGUUGCCUUGAGAAAUCUCCUAAUUAGUAAAUAAAGUCCACUUGUGCGUAAUUUAAAUUUGGUAUGAACACAGUUGUUCUGUGAAGGUCUCAAAGGUUUGUUAGAGAACAUCAACAAAUAAAGGACAUAAUGAAGACUAAGGAAAACACCAGUAAGGUCAGGGAAAAAGUUGAGACCAUAAUAGCUUAGUUAACAACUUUGACUAAACAUUACACAGACGGUUUGUUUCAAGCGGGAUUUUAAAGGAUUAUAAUGUUCUGACAUGACUUGCACAAGUAUUCAUAUACUUCUGACAUCUGAACAGUCUUUGCUGUGAGCUAUCCAUUGUAGCUCUGGAUGUAUGCUUAAGGGUUGAGUCCUACUUUAAGGUGAACCUCUGUUCCUGUCUUAAUAGGUUUUCUUACAGGACUGCCCUGUAUUUAGCAACGACACUGACACACUAUAAUAAUUUCCACCUCAUGAUGCUGUCAUCAAUGUGGUUCUCUUUCAACUUCAGGUUUUAGUCUCACGUGACCAGCAUCUUGAAUGAUUUUUUUUACAGUACACGGACAUGCCAUUAUAUAGGUAGAUUGUAAGUGGAGUCUAUCAAUACUCUCCUUGUCUGUCCUGUCAGUUUAGGUGGACGGGCAUGUCUUGGUUUGCAUUUACACCAUACUCCUUACGUUUCCAUUCAAUUUAAUGAUGUAAUUUGUUCAUUUAUGCUCUCUAAGAGGGGGCUUCACAAAACAGCUAUUUAUGUAGACGUGAAAUUAUACACAAGUGAAUUGUAUUUGCUAUAGUUCUUCAGGCAGUUGGUUUCGCUGGAUUUUACUUAGGGUUAUCAGGAUAAUGUAAUGAGAAAUGGAAACGUGUCACGUACAUCAUUGUACUUUCUCUUCACAAUAAUGUGCUACUCUGAUUUGGAACAUUACAUUCUUUCAAGUUUGUUGUUGCAACAGGAGAAGCGUGAAUGCUUUUGAAAGACAUUGCGGUUGCUGUUGAAGGUGUCACCGCCGUUGCCCUGCUAGGCGCUGUCCGAUGGCUGUGGUGCUGAAACUCAAAGCGACACAUCUGACAGCGCUUCUUACUGUUAGAGCAGGUGCCCAAUUUUAAUUACACGGUUUAAUGGGGCGCAUCUGUCACAUGAUGCUCGUUGUGACACCAACCAGAUGACAACGGAUCAGAAAAUCAAUCUUAACAUCUCUUUUGUGUAGCUCUUUAUUCUCUCUCUUUUUUUUUUUUUUUUUUGUCUAUUCCGGUAGUUGUUUCACGGUUAGAUUUAGCAUCCCUGUUCUCGGGUUUUGCUCCAGCGGGACCGUUACACAAGUCUGUGAACCGGAUGGAGCUGAACUGAAACCAGGUCAAACUCACACUUAGAGAAAAACAAGAAAAAGAAGAGAGAAAAAAACGCACAUGGGAGAAAAAAAAGUUUUUAACUGAUUUGAUGCCGAGCACAUGUUAAUUAUUAACAUAAACAACCUGUGUGGUCAAAUGAAGCCGUGCAAUAUGGGAGAACAUGGCGGACAAUGUCCACGGAGAAAGCGGCUCUGCUUUUGCUCAGUCUAACGAAGAAGAAUACGAGUGCAAAAUCUGCUACAACCACUACGACUUGGACCGCCGCAUGCCCAAAGAGUUGAGCUGCUCCCACACCUUCUGUCAGCAGUGCCUCGAAACUCUGCACUCACGAGAGGGUCGAGGAUGGAGGAUCGGCUGUCCCGUGUGUCGCCAUCGGACUCCGGUUCGGGAAUAUCAGGUUCAAAAUCUCCCGAACAACAGGGCGCUGUUCGAGGCUCUUCCGCCUAGAGAGCAUCAACGUCAGAGCUUAUCAAACACGGAAGAACAACAGACAGGUCCGUCCGGAUCUUUUGCCACCGAGGAACGCUGUGAGACCUGCAAGAACGUAGCCUUUACCACGGGCUGUGUCUGCGCCAUCUUCUCCUUCCUCUCCAUGGUGGUGCUUUUAUUUCUGGGCCUCAUUUUCGUGCACAACUUUAACCAUAUAGCGUCGCCUGUCGGCCCAGUUUGUCUGUUCGUCGCCAGCGUCCUGGCUCUGCUCUCUAUAAUAUUCACUUGGUUGAUGUGCAUGCUGAAGUAUGGAGCAGAAACAGAAGCGAGCACGCUUAGUUCCCUCUCCUCUAAUGUAAUGUGAUCCUCAGAGUUCGAACUGGACUUUUGAAAUGGGAUAUUUAGAGGUGUGAAAUUCAAGGCCUUGACGCGCCUCCAUAGUGAAUUUUGAGAACAAUUCGGAUUGUCAAUAAAUGACUGUGUGCUUUAUGAAAAUGGACAAAUUGUGUCGGGAAUUGUUGUUGCUCAUUUGUUUGAUUUUCCUUUAUUGUGGUGAGGAGCGAAACAUAGCCAAUUCAUACCUUAUUUUCAAACCUCCUGUUGCCCUUUAAGUCCUUCUUAUUUUCAGUAUCUUCAAACAGUCCAUUUCAUGCCAGCACAGCUUUUUUUUGUCAGGGUGGUACUGUCUCAGAGGCCAGAAUAGUGCUAAAAAAAAAUAAAUAAAUAAAUAAAAUCACUACAUGGAAAAAACAAUACAUAUGUACUUCAUAGAAAGGCCAAACCUAGACUGAAAUAACCAAUAGUGAUCACAGAUUCCUUUGAGUCUACUGAGACACUGUUUUCUAAGAAAAGUUAAAAACUUCAAUCUCUUGUUGCAUUCUCAAGUGCAGACGGCAGUUCCUGCCCAAGGCGACGAUUGGUGCACCCGCUUCGGAUGUUAUCAUCCCAUAGAAUGGCGAUUAUCAGUGGUUAUCAGCCCCAUUGAAUGGCCUCAGUUGGUCCCUGCUCUGCCUGGAAGCGGGUGAUUAUGUCAGAAGAACUGAUACUGCCAAUGGCAAAUGGUAUCAUUUGGCUCUGGAUCAAUUUGCUCUUUACCUAUCUUUACAUACCUAUUGCAGUGCAGUUUCAUUCUACUUAUAUUGUAGAGUAUUGUAUGCACUUACUUUUUUAUUGUAGUUAUGUACGUAUUUCAUGAACUUUAGAGAUAAAAAAAAAACUCUUCAAAGUUCCAACACUGGUCAAAGUAUUUUAUUUGAUCGAGUUUUUACUGUACUCUCUUGCUGAAAACUGUGACAUUUUGUUCCAGCCAUUUAACAUAGUUUGUAUAAAAUGUCAUUGUCAAGGCAGCCCAAAACGUUGCACUGUUGGGUGCAAUGUCAGGAACUAAACAUUCUUCAAAAGAGCGCUCCAUUUUGUACCUAAAAAAAGUUGUGUAAUAAGUCAUCAAAGCUGCCAAACAGUGAAAGAUCAACAGAGCACUUGAAAUAAGAAAAAAUAGUCAAACUAAAAAGGUAAAAAGCAAAGAGGUGAAAUGACUGGAACCGUCCUUAUUUAUUUAGAUAAGAUUUAUAUAAAAGCACAUCUUAUUAAAAAAAAAAGUCUUGCAUUGCAGCAAAAAAAAAAAAAACGACAAUCCACGCUUCUAAUAGCUUAAAAGACUGAUUAAUUAGAAAAGUUUAGAUUGAGCUGAAAUCUGCAAAAUAAAAAACUUACAUACUAAAGCAUAACCUCAAAUGAUUUCAAAAAUCAACAUUGUCUUAUGUGAGAAUAUCCAUAAGUUGUAUAACAAUCUGUUUGUGUUUUAUUAAUCAAAUUGAUGUAUUAUUUGCUAAGGCACAGUUAUUUCAAUCACCUCAAACCUAUUUAUCUCAUAACUACCUCUGUGUGAUCACAGUGACUCCCUAUGGUGGAGCAGGUCAGCAGGGAAUCCCAGAUCAAUAACCCUGAGGGGACAUGAAUCAUUCAAAGAAAAAGAAAUAACUAUGAGGUAGGGGGCCUAAAUACAUAGUUUUGUAAUGUGACAAAACAUUAGAAGUGCAGAUGCCCUCCUGGAGGGUUCUAAAUCAUCUCAUAACUGUUUUAAGGUUAUUCAUUGGCAGUUAAUUAUUAAUUUAGUGUUUUUUCACAUAAUUUUACAUCUUCUAAAAAUGUGGGCAAAAAUAACAAUGCGAACUGACUGGGCUCAAAGACUUAUGAUAAAGCUGAUGUCUCCAUUGUGCUGAUUCCGAGUCACACAGUAGGCAUUUAUAUCCACCCAGUGUUGUUCUAAGUGGAGACAGUGGUCUCCGUAGUUAAAAUCCAUCCCUUUUAGGUUCCUCAAAAGAAUUCCUUCUUUUGGUCAGUGAGUAAUGCCGCUUAAAUGCCACCAUGACAAAAGGUUGAGAGAGGAAAGAAAAAAAAAGAAAGAAAGGAGGGGUGGCAAACUUCUACUUGGAGCAAUAUAGGCAACACUGUGUCUGGGGCAAAGGGGCUCAUGUCAUGGGGACUGUAGGGCUUAAAGUUAAAGAUUACUUUGAAAUCUGCAUCCCCUACCAUCAAACUCUCCUGGUAUCUCCCCACCCUUCCUCCUCCCUGCAGCCAUCACUUCAGCUCCCAAAAAAUAAAAAGCUGUCUCCACAGAAAAGGGGAUGAGUGGAGAGUAGAUCCUCUUUGAUGACAGAGAAGGAUCCUUUUGUUCCCUAAUCCCCACAGAACCCCCCUGGCACCCCUUUUCCCCUCUCUCUAUAAGUCCAAUUGGACAUUAAGUGGCUUCAGUCAGGGGUUCAAAACAUAUUUGUUUACCUUUUCUACAAUACACGACAAGAAGGGGCGGAAUGAAUCACAAACUUUAUACUUUCAAUGAUUUAAAUCAUUUAUUAAGCGGAACAAUUAAAAAAAAAUAAACGUGUGAAAUAGCUCAGGGUGAGUCCCAGGGUACCAACCAUUAUUUUCUGUGCACAAAUGUCAAGAAUCGAACAGAGACAGUUGUGGGAUACACAUCUUCCUGCAACUUGCCUUAAGUGUGUGCAAAGUGUGUCGAUGUGUCAUUAUCAGAUUGGACACACAUAUUUCACAGGGGAGAUGAAAGUCUUCCAUAUACUUGUAACAUCUACCCUCUGUUGGUGUGUGACCCAUCAGAACCUCAAAGACAUCGCCCGAGGAAAGUGAUUAUCAACUCUCUGUACGCACUUUGACUCGUCAUGUGAUCACACGCUUGUGUAUGCGGGGGUGUUCGAGUGUGUGUGUCUAUGGGGUGUGUAUUUUGCGGAUGAGGGGACGUGGGGUAGAAUGAGUGUGCAGUUGUCAAAAUGUCCCUGAAAAGACAUAUGGUCUAAAAAGCAUGCAAAACCUCCAGAGUCAAGUGACGUGAUCUCAAUGUUUAAGGUUAAAAGUGUCAAACGAAGCUUAUCUUGCAACUUCACCUUAAUCUCGUCGCCCUAAACAUGUCAAAGAAUAUGUUCUGUCUGUAUUAUGUAUGGACACGGACAUUUUCCUAUGCCAAAUUGAAACAAAUGACAUGAUAAAUCACAGGAAGUAUAAAAUCUCCCUCUUGUGUGUGUGAAAAAAUGUUUGCAUAAAAAAAGGGAUUGGAAAAUUAACAAACUGUUAAAAUGACUACAAGGGAAUUUCUAAAUUCUUCCAAACUAUUAAUUUUCAGAAUUUUUUUUUACCUCAAGCUAUAGUUUAAUGACAAAUCAUUAUUAAAAGCACACCCACUGAUUUUGUUGUGUUUUACUGUCCACAUUGUUUCGCAAAACUGGGAACUAAACCCUGAAGAACCCUAAUAGAAUACAAUGUCUGCAGAUGGUGUGUAUGUUCUACCAACUUAGCCACCCUGUUUCCCAAGGCAGUCUUCUUUUUAUAAAAGAUUGCAUGUCUACUAACUGCAAAUUAUGCAUAUUUGAAAAAAAAUAUAUGCAUCAUUUGUAUAUAUGUUUUUUCUUCUAAAAAAAUGCUUUAAGUCAGCAACUAAUGUACUUAAGAUAGGGCUGGACUGGGA
Messenger RNA from Xiphophorus hellerii (green swordtail), 8321 nucleotides. Its product is annotated as RING finger protein 224-like. Gene Ontology annotation, biological process: protein ubiquitination. NCBI's taxonomy places the organism in Eukaryota, Metazoa, Chordata, Actinopteri, Cyprinodontiformes, Poeciliidae. Gene Ontology annotation, molecular function: ubiquitin protein ligase activity. The record is from RefSeq and is a predicted model, not a curated record. The transcript has a single exon. The coding region runs from base 4074 to 4706 and encodes 210 amino acids.